This is a messenger RNA of Dipodomys spectabilis (banner-tailed kangaroo rat), 3083 nucleotides long. It is a transcript of the gene Mapk8ip1, whose product is annotated as mitogen-activated protein kinase 8 interacting protein 1. Gene Ontology annotation, molecular function: protein binding. Gene Ontology annotation, cellular component: cytoplasm. Gene Ontology annotation, biological process: regulation of JNK cascade. Bases 357 to 2450 code for a protein of 697 amino acids. Lineage: Eukaryota; Metazoa; Chordata; Mammalia; Rodentia; Heteromyidae. The record is from RefSeq and is a predicted model, not a curated record. The transcript has 12 exons.
GGAAGGGCAGGUGGAGCCGGUGGCAUUGAUUGCUGUAACCUGAUCCCAGCGGGGGGGAGGUGGAGACGUCGUCGUCGCAGAGCUACGGGGGCUGGGGAGGAAGCUGCUGCCGCUGAGGGCUGGGCCAGGAGGAGCUAGGCCUGGGCUCGGGUCGGCAGCUGCUGCCUUCUCUCCGGCCUAUCUAUUUUUAAUGAGCUCCCCGGGCUUCUGCAGCAGCGGGCAGGAUGCAGGAAGGCAGGCCCAAGCUGUGAAGGCUGGAGGCCUCAGCCCUGCCUUAAGCGCUGGUCCCCCGACCCCUCUGGGCAUGAGAGGGCAGCCCUGGGACCCCUCAGCCCCCCAGCUGGGCAGGGCUCUCCAUGCAGCUGGUACUGAAGAUGGAUUCGAGCCCAGACAAUGACAGCUGGUUGGAAGAUCAGUGGGAGCACUGGCUCACCCAUGACAUCAGCCUGGAGGAGUUUGAGGAUGAAGACCUCUCAGAGAUCACUGAUGAGUGUGGCAUCAGCCUGCAGUGCAAAGACACAUUGUCUCUCCGGCCCCCGCGCACCGGGCUGCUGUCUGCGGGCGGCGGCGGCGCGGGGAGCCGGUUGCAGGCGGAGAUGCUGCAGAUGGACCUGAUCGAUGCAGCGGGGGACACUCCCGGCGCGGAGGACGACGAGGAGGACGAAGAUGAGGAGCGCGCGUCACGGCGGUCGGGAGCGGGGCCGCCCCAGGCCGAAUCAGGUCAGGAGCCGGCGCCCCGCGGCCAGGGCCAAGGCCAGGGCACGGGCAGCGGUGACACAUACCGACCCAAGCGGCCCACCACGCUCAACCUUUUCCCGCAGGUGCCCCGGUCUCAGGACACGCUGAAUAAUAAUUCUCUAGGCAAAAAGCACAGUUGGCAGGAUCGGGUGUCUCGAUCAUCCUCUCCCCUGAAAACAGGGGAGCAGACACCCCCACAUGAACACAUCUGCCUGAGCGAUGAGCUGCCACCCCAGAGCAGCCCUGCCCCCACCAAGGAUCGAGGCACCUCCACCGACAGCCCUUGUCGCCGCACUGCUGCCACCCAGAUGGCACCUCCAGGUGGCCCCCCUGCUGCAGCACCUGGUGGCCGGGGCCACUCACAUCGAGACCGAAUCCACUACCAGGCAGACGUGAGGCUAGAGGCCACCGAGGAGAUCUACCUGACCCCAGUGCAGAGGCCCCCAGACCCUGCCGAGCCCAACGCCUCCUUUUUGCCACCAGCUGAGAGCCGAAUGUCGGUCAGCUCUGAUCCAGACCCUGCUGCCUACCCCUCAGCUGCAGGGCGGCCCCAUCCCUCCAUCAGUGAGGAGGACGAGGGCUUCGACUGCCUGUCCUCCCCAGAGCGGGUGGAGCCACCAGGUGGAGGAUGGCGAGCGAGCCUGGGGGAGCCGCCACCCCCUCCACGGGCUUCGCUGAGCUCAGAUACCAGCGCCCUCUCCUACGACUCAGUCAAGUACACACUAGUGGUGGACGAGCACGCACAGCUGGAGCUGGUGAGCCUACGGCCGUGCUUCGGUGACUACAGUGAUGAGAGCGACUCGGCUACUGUCUAUGACAACUGUGCCUCCGCCUCCUCGCCCUAUGAGUCGGCCAUCGGGGAGGAGUAUGAGGAGGCCCCGCGGCCCCGGCCCCCCACCUGCCUCUCAGAGGACUCCACACCUGAUGAGCCCGAUGUCCACUUCUCUAAGAAGUUCCUGAACGUCUUCAUGAGCGGCCGCUCUCGCUCCUCCAGCGCAGAGUCCUUCGGGCUGUUCUCCUGUGUCAUCAACGGGGAAGAGCAGGAGCAAACCCAUCGGGCCAUUUUCAGGUUCGUGCCCCGGCACGAAGAUGAACUUGAACUGGAAGUGGAUGACCCUCUGCUAGUGGAGCUGCAGGCUGAAGACUACUGGUAUGAGGCCUACAACAUGCGCACUGGUGCCCGUGGCGUCUUUCCUGCCUACUAUGCCAUCGAGGUCACCAAGGAGCCCGAACACAUGGCAGCCCUGGCCAAGAACAGUGACUGGGUGGAUCAGUUCCGGGUGAAGUUCCUGGGCUCUGUCCAGGUUCCCUAUCACAAGGGCAAUGAUGUCCUCUGUGCUGCUAUGCAAAAGAUUGCUACCACACGCCGCCUCACCGUGCACUUUAACCCACCCUCCAGCUGUGUCCUUGAGAUCAGUGUGCGGGGUGUGAAGAUAGGGGUCAAGGCUGAGGACGCUCAGGAGGCCAAGGCAAAUAAAUGUAGCCACUUUUUUCAUCUAAAAAACAUCUCUUUCUGUGGAUACCAUCCAAAGAAUAACAAGUACUUUGGGUUCAUUACCAAACACCCUGCCGACCACCGAUUUGCCUGCCAUGUCUUUGUGUCUGAAGACUCCACCAAAGCCCUGGCAGAGUCUGUGGGACGUGCGUUCCAGCAGUUCUACAAGCAGUUUGUGGAAUAUACAUGCCCCACAGAAGAUAUCUACCUGGAGUAGCAGUGCCGCGCCCUCUGUGUGCCCCAGGCCCCAGGCCAGAGCCAAGACAGCUGCUGCUGAAGGGAUGGGGAGGUGGGGGCCACUGGCCCAGGGUAGAGGGCAAGGGUUAUGGGGAGAGACAGAUGCAGUUUAUUGUAAUAUAUGGGGUUAGAUUCAUCUAUGGAGGACAGCUCGGGCUGCCCGGGGUUUGGGAGGGGGCAGGCCUUGGGGGUAGGGGGGCCUGGCUGUGAAGGAAUGCAUUCUGGGAGCAGAGGCUCCACCCCAUCCUGGGCCUUACUUCCCUGCUAGGGGCUCUGGCUCUUGGCUCCUUGCCUUGAUGAUGCCCAUGCCACCUGCAAGUGCCCACCUUCCCCCUUGCCCAAUCCCCAUACCAGGAGCUCUGAGCUCAGGCUGAGCCCAGCCACCUCCCGAGUACAUUCCAGUAAGGAAAUGGCAACAGGUGGCGAUGAGGUCCCUGUCCCUCCCUGCUGUCCUCGGUGGCACCUCUGGGUAGCUCCCACCUCCACCACCCCAGCACGCGGGCCCCAGCAGGCUCAGCAGUCCCGGGGAAGGAGGGAGCUGCAGGGAGAGAAGGCCUCCCACCAUGGUCUUACCACCUGGCCACAACUAUUAAAGUGCCAUUUCCUGUCUGGA